This is a messenger RNA of Chrysemys picta bellii (western painted turtle), 2768 nucleotides long. RefSeq names its product nitric oxide associated 1 (gene NOA1). Lineage: Eukaryota; Metazoa; Chordata; Testudines; Emydidae. Gene Ontology annotation, molecular function: GTP binding. The record is from RefSeq and is a predicted model, not a curated record.
CCCUGCGGCCGGCGAGCCCGGGCGGCCUCUCCACCCGGCCCCGGCGGGAGCCGCCCGUCCGCCCCGCAGCGCCCUGCGGCCCCGGGGCCGGACAGCGAGGAGGAGCAGUUCGUCUUCCCCGAGUACGUGCCCGAGCCGGGCCCGGCGCCGGCCGGGGAGCCGCCCGCCGCCCCGAGCCGCCCGGAGAGGAGGCCGCGGGAGAAGCGGCAGCACCGGGUGACGGGGCGGCCGGACCCGUCGGUGCCGCCCAGCGGGGUGAGCUGCUCGGGCUGCGGGGCGGAGCUGCACUGCCGGGACCCCGCCGUGCCCGGCUACCUGCCCAGCGAGAAGUACCGCCGCCUGAUGGGCGGGCAGCCGGGGGGCUCGGAGGGGCAGGGGGCCUUGGGGGUCUCGGAAGGAUUGGGGGUGCAGGGGGCCCUGGGGAGGAUGGGGGCACAGGAGGCCCUGGGAGGCUCGGAAGGAUUGGGGGUGCAGGGGGCCUUGGGGAGCUCGGAAGGAUUGGGAGUGCAGGGGGCCCUGGGAGGCUCAGAAGGAUUGGGGGUUCAGGGAGUCCUGGGGGGCUCGGAAGGAUUGGGGGUGCGAGGGGGCACAGGAGGCCCUGGGAGGGCUCGGAAGGAUUCGGGGGUGCAGGGAGUCUUGGGGGGCUCGGAAGGAUUGGGGGUGCAGGGAGUCUUGGGGGGCUCAGAAGGAUUGAGGGUGCAGGGGGCCCUGGGGAGGUCAGAGGCGCACCGGGCCCUGCAAGGGGCGGUGUGUCAGCGCUGCUGGCUCCUGGUCCAUCACCAGCAGGCGCUGCACAUGCAAGUGUCCCGGGAGCAAUACCGCAGUCUGGUGAGUGCUGCCCUGCGCAGCCCCCCACGCCAUGGACGCCGCCCCCUGGUGCUAUACAUGGUGGACAUGCUGGACCUGCCCGACUCAGUGCUACAGGACCUGCCUCAGCUGGUGCCAGCAGGGUCCAACAUCCUGGUGGUGGGCAACAAAGUGGACCUGUUGCCUGGGGAUUCUCCAGACUAUCUGAAGCGCUUUCGAAAAGAGCUGCUGAGGAGCUGUGCCCGUGUGGGCAUCCUCCCUGCAGUCCAGGGCACGGGGGGCCAGGUUGGCAGGACUGCGAGCCAGAACUUGGUGGAUGUGCACCUGAUCAGUGCCAAGACAGGCUAUGGAGUGGAGGAGCUGAUCUCCAAACUGCAGCACUCCUGGAAGUGCAAUGGCGAUGUGUAUCUCGUAGGAGCUACCAACUCCGGCAAAUCCACACUGUUCAAUACCCUGCUGCAGUCUGACUAUUGCAAGUCCAAAUCCUCGGAGGUGAUCAACAGAGCAACAAUCUCGCCCUGGCCAGGCACAACUUUAAACCUCCUGAAAUUUCCAAUUAUUAACCCUACAUCUGACAGACUGUUCAGGAGACAGGAGAGGCUAAAAGCAGAUGCAGAAAAAACGGAAGAACAACUUAGUGAUGAUGAACAAAAAUAUCUUAAAUGCCUUAAAAAGCAAGGUUACUUAAUAGGAAGAGUUGGAAGAACAUUUCAACAACAGAAGUCAAAAGCUGUCAUUGACUUUGAUCCUGAUGAGCUCUCUUUUAACAUGGAAGAGGAGCCUGUCUUUUCAUCCAACAAGCCUAAAGAGAGAGUGGAAUUUACAUACAAUGAACUGAAAGAUGCUCGCUGGUUUUUUGACACGCCGGGGAUUGUAAAAGAAAAUUGUGUUUUAAAUCUUCUAACAGAGAAAGAAGUAAAGCUCGUCUUGCCGACACAUGCCAUUGUUCCACGGACCUUUGUACUUAAGCCUGGAAUGGUUUUGUUUCUAGGCGCUUUGGGACGCAUAGACUAUUUGCAGGGAGCAAAAUCCUCCUGGUUUUCUGUUGUGGCUUCUAACCUGUUGCCAGUCCAUGUUACUACCCUGGAGAAAGCAGAUAGCAUCUAUCAGAAACAUGCUGGAAAAACAUUACUGAAGGUGCCCAUGGGGGGUGAAGAGCGAAUGAAGGAAUUCCCGCCGCUUAUUCCUCAGGAAAUUACGCUGGAAGGAAUUGGCACCCUCGAGGCAGUGGCUGACAUAAAGCUGUCCUCUGCUGGUUGGGUUGCAGUAACUGCUCACUUGGAAGACAAACUACAGCUGCGAGCCUAUACUCCUGAAGGGACAACACUGAUGAUACGUAAACCUCCUCUGUUGCCACAUAUCGUUGACAUCAAAGGGAACCGCAUCAGAGGAAGUGCGUCCUAUAGAACUAAAAGGCCACCUCCCCUAGUGGAGAACUUAAAGGCAAAUGGAACAAAUAAAAAAAGGGGUAUCUAAAAUUUAAGAAGCACAGGAGCUGGGAAGCCCUUGGACAUACGUGUUGCUUACAGAAAAUUAUGAAAACAAUUAUUCAUAGAGAACAUACAUUCUGAUUUUAAGAUUGGCUUCUGUAAAACGUGUUUGAAAGACCUAGCAAAUGCAGAUUUGAAGUUUGUAUCAGGCUACUGCAUAGUGCAGCUCAUGGGAUCAUGUGAUUUGCAGUCUCUACUUCCCAUUACCAGAUGGCCUGCCUCAUUCAGACUCUAGUUCUGCAUUCGACAGACAGAUGUGGCAUCACUUCACGUUAUUGCUGGUUCCCCUACAGUGAGUGGAGUAUGGCUGCCGUCAGGAUGGGAGGGUAAUCUCAGUUACAGCAGGAGAGCUUUAGUGAAGCUGUCAAAACAUGUAAAUCUUUCUGGUUGCUACCGAUAUUUGGACAGGAGACACAUUGCUUGUUUUUUGGCUUUUUCGCAUGAAAUUAGUGAUAAAGAUUUCAGAAAGAA